CCCAUAUUCGACAUUCUCUAGUAUCCGUAGACGGGCUCUGCUAGUAUUUUUUUUCUUUUUUUACCUCCGUAAAAGCUAGCUUUAGCUUUAACUAGCUAGGCUAGCUGGCUUGUACAAAAAUUGGUUGUUGCAGAGCAAUAGCUAAAUUGCUUUGCUUAUGUUUUGUUGUGAAGAAGUAUUGCAGUUAACCAUAUAGGUUUAGAUUACAUUAUCACUAGCUCGCAAAAGACGAGACGCGAGUAAAGAAACGAAAACACUUUACAAACUAGCUACCUAGUUAGCUAUUUGUCCAAUUUAAUGGAGUGCCCCCAUUUGAACUCCAAUCUGUGCAUUGCCAUCGAUUCUUCAAGGUUUCCGAAUGGUUUGCCGUCCUCCUGGUGCUGCAACGCGGAUUUUGUCACGUUGCCGGUGUUGCACCGAAAACUGUGACCCAUCAGAAACUGUGACCGCAUGAUUAUUCGCGGUAGUAACAUUAUGUUUAUCAGAAAGUAAAUAAAAUAUAUUACGGUACAUUUUCUCUGAAAUGUUUUUAAACAUGUAUUUUUUUGUGACUGCAUGAACGAGUUAUAUUUGUAAUAAGCUACCUAAAACUUACACUAGACCAUUUACAACUUUAAAUAAUCAUAUUCUACUGUAAAGAAAAGAAAAAACUAAGUAUGUAAUGGACCAGCACAUUGGGUAAGUUGUCAGAAUAUGUAACCCUACUGUAACUGCUUAAUAAAGGAGUUAAACUUCAAACUAUUGUACACGCACGGCCAGACGAUGUGCAGCUGCGGUCAGUUUCUGAUGGGUCACAGCUUUCGGUGCAACACCUGCUUCAUCUCAUGUUUAUUCUUGUCCAGUCUGCAGGUCAAACAAAAGCCCAUGGGUUUGUCUUACCUGUAUGAAUGUGCAUUGUGGAAGAUAUGUGAAUGGACAUGCAAAAAAACACUUUGAAGAAAGUGUGGUCCAUGGAAAUAAUCAGAAGAAAUGUGAGAAGGAAAAGGCAUCACACUCUGUCUGUAUGGACUGUUGUAGUUACAGCACAUUUUGUUACAGAUGCGAUGACUUUGUUGUAAAUGACACAGUGUUAGGACAGGUUCAGAAGGUGAGGGAGCAUCUUCAGAGUUUGGAAAAUUCACCAUUGACUGUUGAUAAGCAAAGAAAAAGGAAACUAUUAGAAACCUCAUCACCAAACAGCAAACUGUUAAAGGACAACGUUGGGACCUUGGCUCUCUCUGCCACCGGCCUGCGAAACCUGGGAAACACGUGUUUCAUGAACGCCAUCCUGCAGUCCCUGAGCAACAUUAAGCAGUUCAGCUGCUAUUUCAAGGAGUUGCCAGCAGUGGCGCUGCACAGUGGUAAAACGUCAGGAAGGAGAAUGUACCACACCCGCAGCCAAGGGGACACCAGUGUGUCCCUUGUGGAGGAGUUUAGAAAAAUCCUGUGCUCCCUAUGGCAGGGGAGCCAGAGCGCCUUCAGUCCAGACUCCUUUUUCUAUGUGGUGUGGAAAAUAAUGCCAAGUUUCAGGGGCUACCAGCAGCAGGAUGCUCAUGAGUUCAUGCGUUACUUGCUGGACCAUCUCCACCGUGAGCUCCAGAGCAGCUGCAACGGGCCUGUCCACCUAGCGUCACCUCAGGAGGGCCUCAAACUCCCAACUACAGGAGCCAAAUGCUGCAUAAAUGGGACCUCCACAGUUGUCACAUCCAUAUUUGGUGGAGUGCUUCAGAAUGAAGUUUACUGCCUGAUCUGUGGGACAGAGUCUAGGAAGUUUGACCCAUUCCUUGAUUUGUCUUUAGACAUUCCCAGCCAGUUCAGACAGAAGAGGACUAAGGACCAAGAGCCUGGUCCUACCUGCACCUUACGUGACUGCCUACACAGUUUCACAGACCUGGAAGAACUUGACGAGACAGAACUGUACAUGUGCCAUAAAUGUAAAAAAAGACAAAAAUCAACAAAAAAGUUCUGGGUUCAGAAGCUGCCAAAGGUUUUGUGUUUGCACCUUAAAAGAUUCCAUUGGACGGCGUAUCUAAGAAAUAAAGUGGACACCUAUGUGGAAUUCCCGCUGCGAGACCUGGACAUGAAGGGCUAUUUGCUUGAGCCGGAGAAUUAUCUACUAGAGAGCUGCCUAUAUGACCUUGCUGCUGUGGUGGUGCAUCAUGGGUCAGGGGUGGGAUCAGGGCAUUAUACUGCGUAUGGCAGCCACGAGGGCCACUGGUACCACUUUAAUGAUAGCACUGUGACUCUCACUGAAGAGGAAACUGUGGUGAAGGCAAAAGCCUACAUCCUCUUCUAUGUGGAGCGGCCAGACAAGGCUGCCUCUCAUGCAACUGCAUCGGAAACUGCUGUCUGCGUGAAGACUGCCUCGGAUUUGGCUGCCGUGGACUCUGCCGCCAUGGGCACUGCUGUCUUAGAAACAGACUCUUAGGCUGUGUCAAACAUGGCUGACUUGAAGGUUGACACCAAGCUUUAAAACCUGUUGCAUGUUGGAGCGUUUAGGCUUCACGGCCCCAGAUCAGUUGUCACCCCUCACUCUUGCCUCACCUCAAUGGCUUGCCUCCUAUCUGCAUAAUCAUUACCUGCUCCUAUCACUGUUGUUAAAAGUGCAUGAGUUUUUUAUGUAUAUAAGCAUUUCAUUAGACCUCCCUUGCUGCUCUUAUUUUAAAAAGAUUUACUUGCCUUAUUUGCUUUAUGUUACAUUCCUCUAUUGAAACAGACUGCUCCUGUUAGAUUCUAAAGAUGAUGGUAAAAUCUUUGGCUCUGGUCAUUCUCAGUGUCAAAAAGACAGCUCUAAAAUCCACUUUGAGAAUGUCAUGAUUUUACAGUCAAGUCUAUCUUAUAUGGGCCAAUCCUACACAAUAUUGUAGUUCUGCUAGUCCAACAAGUAAAGCUGAGAAUAGGCAUUAGAAAGUAGCAAUAUGCUAUGAUUAAAACAGCAUGAUUUUAAUGAAUAACUGAAUCAAUGUUAGUUAAGUGUAAUUUGUUGUGGUAUCAGUUUGGUUACCUUUUAAUUAUUUUGUUAUCAAUAGGUAGGCCCACAGUACACAAUAGUCUUUAUUUGUUGGAGGAAUACUUUUUUAGUAGUAUCCCCCCAAAAAAUAAUAACUAAAUUACAAUUUAAAUCAUGGAUCCGUCUUUCAAACACAUGUAAUGUUCAACAUGUUCAACUGUGCUAUUUUUGUAAUGUUUUAGAAGGUACAAGAUGUCCACUGUUAAGAGUGCUGAAGUAAUAAUCACUAAGGGCCAGUGCCUAAAACCAGGCCACUGCAAGUGCAAGUCUUAGGUAGUUAAGAAACAAUUCCUCCUCAAAAUAAAGAGAUGCAGAUGGAAUAGAGUGGAGUGUGUGACUUUCUUUAAACUAAGAGUUGAGAUGCAAUUAGUCCUCAGUUCCCUCAGUGGGAUUCACAUUCAGAAGAUUUAUUUAUUUUUUAUUUUUUACAAGUGAAGUAGGAAACAUCCAAGAACUAAGAUUGUUAGAACUAGUGCACAGUGCCCAUGAUGCAGUCGUGAUAAAGAUGUCAGUGAAACACACAAAUACAGAUUCCUGCAAUUAUAGAUAGGGCACAGGGCCUGCGAUGAUUUUGGCGACCCACACAGAUUUCUGGAAUUAUAGACAGUUCAGUGCCCGUGAUGCAGCUGGUGAUGACAGUUCUUCUCAGCGGUUUUGGUACCUAUAUUUCUCAGAUCACAAUUGAAAUUCUCUGUCAUCUCUUAAGUACUUGUUCAACCUCCACAUCUAUUCUAGUCAUAUUGCCAAUGCUGUGGGAGCCUACAUUCAUGCAAUGUUUAUGUAGCUUUCAUUGUUUUGCUGUUUCCUAUGUUAUAAGUUGCUUAUGUUAUGUUGAUCUAAAUGUACUAUAUUGGUUCUGUUAAAUUGUCUUACCACUACAAACAUCUAAACAUUUAGUUCAUAAGAGAAGUCAACACAUGCACAAUGGUAAAGCCAGUUGUCAUAAUUGUAGGCCAAAUUCACCAUAUAGCGCUUGUACAUUUGCAAUGUGCAGGCAGUUUUGACAUUAGUAAACACAUUAAUUUAUGUAACAAAAUUAACUGAUCUAUACUGAAAGUAUCACUUUAUAUUGUCGUUCUAUUAGCUAGCCAGUCGCUUUGAAAGCAGCUGAAUAUCGGUUGUAAAGCAAAUUCGCUUCUAAAUAACGAAACAUAAUUUCCCUAUUUUCUUUACUAAUGCUGGGUACACACAAAAAUAUAUUUUUUAAUCUUUUAAGAUUUUCAAAAUGUGAGAGAACACAAACAUGAGGACCAAAAAAUCCUAGACUGAACCGUUU
This is a messenger RNA of Osmerus eperlanus (European smelt), 4265 nucleotides long. RefSeq names its product ubiquitin specific peptidase 3 (gene usp3). The transcript has 15 exons. Gene Ontology annotation, cellular component: cytoplasm. The record is from RefSeq and is a predicted model, not a curated record. NCBI's taxonomy places the organism in Eukaryota, Metazoa, Chordata, Actinopteri, Osmeriformes, Osmeridae. Gene Ontology annotation, molecular function: zinc ion binding; cysteine-type deubiquitinase activity. Gene Ontology annotation, biological process: protein deubiquitination. Bases 884 to 2407 code for a protein of 507 amino acids.